Molecule: messenger RNA, 987 nt
Organism: Ochotona princeps (American pika)
Lineage: Eukaryota; Metazoa; Chordata; Mammalia; Lagomorpha; Ochotonidae
Gene: NOTO
Product: notochord homeobox
Exons: 3
Coding region: 1-987 (328 amino acids)
Biological process (GO): central nervous system development; neuron differentiation
Molecular function (GO): DNA binding
Source: RefSeq, a predicted model, not a curated record
AUGGCGGGGACUGGCGAGCCGGGGACGCGGGCGACAAACUCGGCAGCGGCAGAAGACGGUCAGGAGCCAGCUCAGCACGCCGCCACCCGCACAGCCGGCCGCCGCAGCUGCGGGCUGGGCUGGGCCGAGAGGCUGCCGCCGCUUCCCCACCUCCCGGGCCGCCGGCCGCGCCGCAACGUCAGCGCCGGGCCCCGGCCCCGCCCCGCGGCCCCGACCCGCGCGGUGGUGCGGCAGAGGCGCGGGGGCCGCCGGUGCCGCUCCGCCCCGGCCCGCGCACACCCGCGCACACCCGCGCACACCCGCGGGGAGCGCGCGCGCGGCCUCUGCAGAGGGCUGGGCGGGACUCCCGCACGACCCCGCCUCGUUGGCCUUGGGGGGAGCGCCACGCCCUCGGCCGCGUCCGAAAUCCCCGCUCGGUGCCCGCGGGCCAAUCCCCAAGGGUGCUCCUGCUUAGAUACUUCGGCUCCGGCAACCCCCACCCCCGAAAUGCCCCGCUCCAGCCAAUGCCCAAGUGCAAUCCUGGCGGCGGGUCCUGCCCCGCUGCCCCGCCACGUGAUGGCCCCCGCAUGGGCGACCUGGAAGCUGCUGCUGAGCCGCCCUCGGCACCGCCCACUGCCUCACCCCGGCGCGGGAGGGGACCCGGCUGCAGCCACGGCGAGGCGAGGGCGAGAGUGGCCCCCAACUGAGGAUGAUGACAACACUGUGAGACACCAAAAGAGGUCCCGGACUACGUUUAACUUGGAGCAGGUACAAGAACUGGAGAAAGUGUUUGCAAAACAGCACAGUGUGGUGGGGAAGAAGAGGGCCCAACUGGCAGCCCGGCUCAACCUUACCGAGAACCAGGUGAGGGUGUGGUUCCAAAACCGCAGGGUCAAGUACUACAAAGAGCUAAAGCUGCAAGCCAUCCCCGCCUGCCUGGAUGAGCCCUCGAGCAGCUCUGAUGCCACUGUGCAGAGUGAAGACAUCCAGGCAGGAGUUGACAACUGA